This is a messenger RNA of Fukomys damarensis (Damara mole-rat), 3499 nucleotides long. It is a transcript of the gene Tubgcp3, whose product is annotated as tubulin gamma complex associated protein 3. Gene Ontology annotation, cellular component: equatorial microtubule organizing center; gamma-tubulin small complex; spindle pole. Gene Ontology annotation, biological process: mitotic cell cycle; microtubule nucleation; cytoplasmic microtubule organization. Lineage: Eukaryota; Metazoa; Chordata; Mammalia; Rodentia; Bathyergidae. The coding region runs from base 1 to 2658 and encodes 885 amino acids. The transcript is spliced from 22 exons. Gene Ontology annotation, molecular function: gamma-tubulin binding; microtubule minus-end binding. The record is from RefSeq and is a predicted model, not a curated record.
AUGUCUGCCACUGAUGUAGCCCAGCAGUUCCAGUUUGCUGUGCGAGUUAUUGGCAGCAACUUUGCCCCUACUGUUGAAAGAGAUGAAUUCCUAGUAGCUGAAAAAAUCAAGAAAGAACUUAUCCGGCAGAGGAGAGAGGCGGAUGCUGCGCUGUUCUCUGAGCUCCACCGGAAGCUGCACUCACAGGGAGUGUUGAAAAAUAAGUGGUCCAUACUCUACCUCCUGCUGAACCUCAGUGAGGACCCUCGCAAGCAAGCCAGCAAGGUGUCCAGCUAUGCUUCCCUGUUUGCGCAGGCCUUGCCUAGAGAUGCCCAUUCCACUCCCUACUACUACGCCCGGCCACAGACGCUCCCACUCAACUACCAGGACCGGAGUACCCAGGCGGUGCCCAGUGCAGGCAGCUUGGGCAGCAGUGGCAUCAGCAGCAUCAGUGCAUGCCCUCUUGGCGGCCCUGGGCCCGGCCCGCAGCCUCUGUUCCCAGGACAGUCCCAUCAAGGCCUCAGCGUGGGAGACUGCUUCCGACAGCAGUUGGGAUCACGCCUCGCAUGGACUCUGACUGCCGGUCAGCCUUCUUCCCAAACCCCGACCUCCAAGGGCAUCCCGAGUGCUGUGUCCCGCAACGUGAUGCGGGCAAGGAGAGACGGGGACUCGAGUGGUACUACGGAAAUUACUGAAGCUGCUCUCGUGAGAGACAUCUUGUACGUCUUCCAGGGUAUAGAUGGCAAAAAUAUCAAAAUGAGCAGCACUGAAAAUUGUUAUAAAGUAGAAGGAAAGGCAAACCUCAACAGGUCUUUGCGAGACACGGCAGUCAGACUUGCUGAGUUGGGGUGGUUGCAUAAUAAGAUCAGAAAGUACACUGACCAGCGGAGUCUGGACCGCUCGUUUGGACUAGUAGGUCAGAGCUUUUGUGCCGCCUUGCAUCAGGAACUCAAGGAAUACUACCGGCUACUCUCUGUUUUACACUCCCAGCUGCAGCUAGAGGACGACCAGGGGGUUAACUUGGGACUUGAGAGUAGCCUGACACUGCGGCGCCUCCUGGUUUGGACCUAUGACCCCAAAAUAAGACUGAAGACCCUUGCGGCCCUAGUGGAUCACUGCCAAGGGAGGAAAGGAGGGGAGCUGGCCUCUGCUGUCCAUGCCUACACAAAGACGGGCGACCCAUACAUGCGGUCCCUGGUGCAGCACAUCCUGAGCCUGGUGUCUCACCCUGUCCUGAGCUUCCUCUACCGCUGGAUCUACGACGGGGAGCUUGAGGACACAUACCACGAGUUUUUUGUAGCAUCAGAUCCAACAGUUAAAACUGAUCGACUGUGGCAUGACAAGUAUACUUUGAGGAAAUCUAUGAUUCCUUCUUUCAUUACCAUGGAUCAGUCUAGGAAGGUCCUUUUGAUAGGAAAAUCAAUAAAUUUCUUGCAUCAAGUUUGUCACGAUCAGACGCCCACUACGAAGAUGAUAGCUGUGACCAAGUCUGCAGAGUCACCCCGAGACGCUGCGGAUUUAUUCACAGACUUAGAAAAUGCAUUUCAAGGGAAAAUUGAUGCUGCUUAUUUUGAGACCAGCAAAUAUCUAUUGGAUGUUCUCAAUAAAAAAUACAGCUUGCUGGACCACAUGCAGGCGAUGAGGCGGUACUUGCUUCUUGGUCAAGGAGACUUUAUAAGGCACUUGAUGGAUUUGCUGAAACCAGAACUUGUCCGUCCAGCUACAACUCUGUAUCAGCACAACCUGACUGGAAUCCUAGAAACUGCCGUCCGAGCCACCAACGCACAGUUUGACAGCCCCGAGAUCCUGCGGCGGCUGGAUGUGAGGCUGUUAGAGGUCUCUCCGGGCGACACGGGAUGGGACGUCUUCAGCCUGGAUUACCACGUCGACGGGCCGAUUGCCACGGUGUUCACUCGGGAGUGCAUGAGCCACUACCUGCGGGUGUUUAACUUCCUGUGGCGGGCCAAGCGCAUGGAGUACAUCCUCACGGACAUCCGGAAGGGGCACAUGUGCAACGCGAAGCUGCUGAGGACCAUGCCAGAGUUCGCAGGGGUGCUGCACCAGUGUCACAUCCUGGCCUCGGAGAUGGUGCAUUUCAUCCACCAGAUGCAGUACUACAUCACGUUCGAGGUGCUCGAGUGCUCAUGGGAUGAGCUCUGGAACAGAGUGCAGCAGGCCCAGGACCUGGACCACAUCAUCGCGGCGCACGAGGCGUUCCUGGACACUAUCACCUCUCGCUGUCUGCUGGAUGGUGACUCCAGGGUACUUUUAAACCAGCUCAGAGCAGUGUUUGAUCAGAUCAUUGAACUUCAGAACACUCAGGACGCAAUAUACCGAGCCGCUCUGGAAGAGUUGCAGCGGCGAUUGCAGUUUGAAGAGAAGAAGCAGCAGCAUGAGAUGGAGGGCCAGUGGGGAGUGACAGCGGCAGAUGAGGAGGAAGAGAACAGGAGGAUUCAAGAAUUUCAAGAGUCCAUACCAAAAAUGUGUUCCCAGCUGCGGAUCUUGACUCACUUUUACCAGGGUAUCGUGCAGCAGUUUCUGGUGUUACUGACUACCAGCCCCGAUGAAAGUCUCCGGUUCCUGAGCUUCAGGCUAGACUUUAACGAACACUACAAGGCCAGGGAGCCCAGGCUCCGCGUGUCUCUGGGCUCCAGGGGACGGCGCACAUCCCACACGUGAGGGCACGAGACUCCAUCAGUAAACACCAGCUCACAACAGGUGCUUGGAGGCCAGCCUGCCACCAAGGCCUGCAGUGUCUGUCAGUGGCCCGGCAUCUGGUAGGGUUACAGUCACGUGUCCACCGGAGGUGAGUGCGUGAUGUCGCUGCGAUGGACAAACUGCUCUGCUGGUCAGAUCGUCCUGGCUGUGUUCACAGAGAAGACACCACGAUGCUGUCCAAGUGGUUGCUUGUAUUUAUCACAGUUCCCGUUAGCCAGCAUAGGGCAGUGGUGUGUUCAGGAUAAUGUCAAUGCUAUUUUUUUAACAUCCUCUUUAGGGGAAGUUUUUGUUACUGUAAUAAACUGAAACAAGAUGUCCCUGCUAAGAAAACACAGAGCAUUUUAUUUUGGUUUUUGUGUUGUGAAAAAUCACCCAAGAGAAUAUUUAUCCUAACGUACCCUCUUCGUGUGCUUGCUCUUACUUCCUCUUCUCCCAAGGUUUACAUUUUUAUAUUUACUGUUUCAUGUAACUUCUAAAACAGUAUAGAAAAGAGUAGGAGCAGCCCUGACAGAAACUGGUGUAGCCCAUGCCUUUUGAAGCCACCGGCCAGAACAGUGUGUAAGUGCAGAUGACUCAAGGGUAAAUGGAGGAUUUUAUUUUCAGAUUCUUACAAGCACUGGAAAGAAAGUGGAUAAUGAAGAUUUCCUUUUUCCUCACCUAUUUUUUCACUGUAAAUAUUUAUAUACUGCUGACCAGAUGUUGGGAGGAACUGUUUUUUGUAAAAGCAAAAUGUCAUAUCAAGUCACAUAAAUCUGCCUUUUUUUAUGUUACAUAGUGUAAACUUAGAAAAUUAAAACCAUUA